Messenger RNA from Papaver somniferum (opium poppy), 906 nucleotides. RefSeq names its product wall-associated receptor kinase-like 22. The record is from RefSeq and is a predicted model, not a curated record. Gene Ontology annotation, molecular function: ATP binding; protein serine/threonine kinase activity. The transcript is spliced from 3 exons. Gene Ontology annotation, cellular component: plasma membrane. Bases 1 to 906 code for a protein of 301 amino acids. Gene Ontology annotation, biological process: cell surface receptor signaling pathway; protein phosphorylation. Lineage: Eukaryota; Viridiplantae; Streptophyta; Magnoliopsida; Ranunculales; Papaveraceae.
AUGAAACUGAAGCAGAAACACUACACAAGAAAUGGUGGUUUGUUAUUAAAGCAAAAGAUCACUUCAAACGAAGGUGGAGUUGAAAGGGCAGCCAAAAUCUUAGUAGCCGAAGAACUAGAGAGGACAACAGAUAACUCCAACCCAAGUAAAGUCGUCGGAAAAGGAAGAUAUGGUACCGUGUUUAAAGGCAUGUUAUCAAGUGGGGGAAUAGUAGCCAUUACGAAAUCCACAUUGGUGGACAAAAACCAAGUCGAUCAGUUCAUCAACGAGGUUGCUAUUCUUUCUCAAAUCAAUCACAGGCACAUUGUAAGAUUGUUAGGUUGUUUUUUAGAGACCCAAGUUCCACUAUUGGUAUAUGAGUUUGUCCCGAACGGAACACUCUCAUUCCAAUACAAUCUCCAUGUAAGGAUCGCAUCUGAGGUAGCAGGAGAACUUUCAUAUCUAUGCUUGGACCCUUUUAUGCCAAUCUUUCAUAGAGACAUAAAAUCCACUAGUAUUCUUCUCGAUGAGAAAUACAAGGCUAAAGUCUCUGACUUCGGAAUUUCUAGAUCAGCACCUGUAGAUUCAACCCACUUGACCACACUUGUGCAGGGAACCUUUGGUUAUUUAGAUCCCGAAUUUUUUUAUUCAGGCCAGUUCACCGACAACAGUGAUAUCUAUAGCUUCAGAAUAGUUCCUGUGGAGCUAUUUGCUGGAAAACCACCGUGCUUGAUGUGGGAGCCUUGGUUUAAGAUAUCUCCUGAUGAAUCAGAGACCGUUAACUGGAUUACAGUCAACCAUCUAAAGCUAGGAGCUAAAGGUGAUCUGAAGAAGAUCUCUUUAGGCCGCAGGUUCCUUCUUACAUUGGGUGAAGAAGGGGGUUCUCGUUUCAGUUACAAAGCUGUAAUUCUGGAUGCUAAGAAUUAG